Messenger RNA from Xiphophorus maculatus (southern platyfish), 5586 nucleotides. RefSeq names its product serine/threonine-protein phosphatase 6 regulatory ankyrin repeat subunit C-like. Gene Ontology annotation, molecular function: protein binding. Bases 438 to 3569 code for a protein of 1043 amino acids. The record is from RefSeq and is a predicted model, not a curated record. Lineage: Eukaryota; Metazoa; Chordata; Actinopteri; Cyprinodontiformes; Poeciliidae. The transcript is spliced from 28 exons.
AAAAACAAAUUACUAACUUCUUUGAUAAAAGAAAAAUGCAGCGUUAGAAAUAAAUCAUCCACUUCUCAAAUUAUCAAAUGAAAAGUUGACAUUACAGACUCCUCUUGUAAUAGUUGGACAGCUUUUAGCAUGUUUUCCAGAUAAUUUUGAGGAUUUAUCGGUAAUGAGAUCUUCUAAUUCUUUGAGGCUGGAGUCCCUCCUUACCAUUACCCUAAUUUCCAUCUCCAUCCACAGAUUCUGCAUCGGUACAAUCGUUGACAGAAAGCUGGUUUGAUAAGCGAGUCCCUUGAAAUCCCGCUCCUCGCAGUCCUCUCGCGAUGUUCUACAACUGCUCCAAACAUCCCAGUUGCCAAAUAAGCUAAAGCUAGGCUAACUAGCUGAUAUGCUGCUAAGUUUACACAAAGUCUCAAUGAAGAAGCUUUCUGAGUGACUGGGACAUGGAGUUGAGAAGUAUCAAGGACCAGUCUCCUCUGAUACAGGCCAUAUUCAGCCGAAAUGCCGAAGAUGUUGCAUUUUUAUUGGAGCACAACGAAAGUGUCAACGCUCAGGACCAAGAACAAAGCACACCACUUCAUGCUGCUGCUUAUUUGGGUGAUGUUCAUGUCAUGGAACUACUUAUAAAUGCAGGCGCAAAUGUAAAUUCUAAGGACCAGGGCUUGCUCACUCCUUUACAUCGAGCCGCAGCCUCGAGAAAUGAAAGGGCUGUACAACUGCUCCUAAAACACAAAGCAGAACUCAACUCGCGGGACAAAUUCUGGCAUACUCCCCUACACAUGGCAGCUGCAAACUGGGCCACAGGUUGCGCUGCAGCCCUCAUACCAUAUGUUUGCAGCCUGGAUGUUGCGGACAAACUGGGAAGAACACCUCUACAUCACGCAGCACACAGCGGACACGCUGAGAUGGUGAACUUGUUCUUGCGUAAAGGAGCCAGUGCAAAUGCCAAAGAUAAGAAGGACAGACAGCCAAUACACUGGGCUGCACAUCUCGGACAUUUGGACGUUUUGAAGCUGCUGAUGUCCUACAUUUCAGAUGUGGCGUGCAAAGACAAACAUGGUUACACGCCGCUCCAUGCUGCGGCCGCCAGCGGACACCUGGAUGUGGUCAGGUGUCUGUUGAGACUCCAGGUGGAGCCUGAUGAGCCAAACAGCUUUGGGAACACGGCGCUUCACAUGGCCUGUCACACGGGCCAGGACUCAGUAGCCACUGAACUGGUGAACUGCGGCGCCAACAUCAACCAGCCCAACCACGAAGGCAACACGCCGCUGCAUCUGGCCACCAUCUCCUCCAGCGGCGUGCUCUGUCUUGAGCUCCUGGUCAACAAUGGUGCUGAUGUCAACGUCCAGAACAAAGACGGAAAAAGCGCUUUACACAUGGCUGCGAUGCACGGACGCUUCACAAGCUCCCAGAUUCUGAUCCAAAACGGAGGUGAGAUUGAUUGUGUGGACAUAAAUGGAAACACUCCACUCCACGUUGCUGCCAAAUACGGUCAGGAGUUGCUGACCAGCACUCUGCUGACCAACGGAGCUGCCAGAGGCAGACAGGGGGUUCAUGGGAUGCUUCCUCUACAUUUUGCGGCUCUGUUUGGCUCCCCAGAUUGCUGUCGCAAGUUACUUUCUAACGGCCAGUUUUACAACGUGAUUCAGGAUGGCCAAAUCCCAACCCUGGAGUUUGAUAUAAACACCCAGGACGAUUGUGGGAGGACCUGCCUACAUGCAGCUGCCUCUGGAGGAAAUGUCGAGUGUCUUAAUUUACUGGUAAACAGUGGAGCUGAACUGGAUAUAAAGGACGACUUGGGGAGAUCUCCUCUGCACUACGCUGCAGCCAAUGGGAACAGCCAGUGUACAAUUUCUCUAGUGAGAGCCGGAGCGGAGCUCAAUGAGGCGGAUCUGACGGGCUGCAGCCCUCUGCACUACGCUGCUGCUUCACACACUUUCUGUGGAGGAGGAACAAAAUGCGAGCCAGACCUCAGUGAGGAAAGAAAACAAGAAGCCUCUCUGUGUUUAGACUUUUUGCUUGACAACGGUGCAAAUCCCACUCUGAAGAACAGCAGAGGUUACAGUGCUGUUCACUAUGCAGCAGCUUAUGGGAACAAGCAACAUCUAGAACUGCUCUUGGAGAUUUCUUUUAAUUGUCUUGAAGAGGUUGAAAGUAAUAUUCCAGUCAGUCCUCUGCACCUAGCCGCCUACUAUGGGCAUUGUGAGGCACUGCAUUUGCUUUGUGAGACGCUAGUCAGUCUGGAUGUGCGGGACAUUGAAGGCCAGACUGCGCUCCACCUUGCUGCAAAGAGAGGCUUUUCCAAAUGUGUGGAGGUCCUUUUGGAGCACCAGGCUUCCUACACGUUGAAGGAAUACAAGCAGAAGCAGACUGCUCUGCAUGCUGCAGCUGCUGAAGGCCAAGUGGACUGUCUGCUUUUACUGGUCAACAGGGAACAAAGUGCUGGCAUCAUUGACGCUCAGGACACGCAGGGACAGACAGCUCUCAUCCUGGCAACUUUGGGACGUCACACUGACUGUGUCCACAUCCUGUUGGAGAAAAAUGCAAAUCCGGAUGCUGCAGAUAAACGAGGCUUUACUGCACUGCACAGAGCUGCCAUGUUGGGUAGUGAGGACUCUGUUUUGGCUCUGCUGGAACAUGGGGCUUCUGCCCUGUGCAGAGACGCUCAGGGAAAGACGCCGCUCCACCUCGCUGCAUCCUGUGGUCACACAAAUCUGCUCCACAUGCUGCUCAGAGCUGCAAAAAAGGCUGACCCUCUGGACUCCAUGCUAGACUUCAGGGGCUUCACACCCACACACUGGGCUGCUUACCAUGGUCACGAAGGAUGUUUACAUAAUUUGCUUGAGAACAGACUUUAUAGCAACCAGGAAGGAAAUCGUUUCACGCCGCUGCAUUGUGCUUUAAUCAAUGGACAUGAUGCUGCUGCUGGGCUUCUAGUAAAGAUGAUUGGCUCUUAUAUUGUUCACACUAAUGAUACCAAAGGACGGACGCCUCUGCAUGCAGCUGCUUAUUCAGGGAGUGUUGCUGGGCUCCAGCUGGUUCUGGCCCACGGGGCGCAGGUCAAUGCCGUAGAUCACUGUGGAUGCUCGGCUGUAAUGGUUGCAGCAGACUGCGGACAGACCAUGGCUGUUGAGUUCUUACUGCUCAAGGCGAAGCCAGACCUGACCCUGGUGGACGUCAACAAUAACACAGCACUUCACUUAGCCUGCAGCAAGGGUCAUGAGAUGUGUGCUCUGUUGCUCCUUGGGGAAAUCACAGACUCCUCCCUCAUCAACGCAAGAAACAACUCCCUCCAGAUGCCUCUUCAUAUUGCUGCGAGAAAAGGCCUGGCCACUGUUGUGCAGGUGUUGCUGAGCAGAGGAGCAGCAGUCAUGGCUGUAGACGAGGACGGCCACACCCCCGCUCUGGCUUGCGCCCCAAACAAAAACGUAGCCGACUGUCUGGCGUUGAUCCUCUCCACCAUGAGGCCGUUUCCUCCUAGAGAGGCGGACGCAGCCUCCCAUUUCAGCCCCAUCCUGAAGAACUGCAGCAUCGCUGCCACCUGCGGGUCCAACGGCAGCUUGUGUCAUGCUUAAAGCUCACACAAACACUGACGAAGGGAGAGUAGAUCAACAUACAGCUGCAAGUUAUGAACAUGUGGCAAGCUGCUACACAUCAUGUAUAUCGUCCUGCAUGAAUAGACAUAUUUGCUUCUCUCAAAUCCAGUCAUUUAUGUUACUAAUAUUUGUAGCGAUUUUAGAUUGACUUUUUUAUUAAGUCACAUACUAAGAAGAAUUUAUUGAGGGCGUUGUCGAGAGCGCACUAAGCAAGCUUUACUUCACCCCUCUACAAGUCAGUAUUUGCUUUUAGGAGAUCUUUAUAAGUCAGUUUGGGAAUUUUUCAAUCUGAGCCCUGUUUUUUCUGCUUUAAAUGGAAAUUAUUGUUGGGCACAAUUUCCAGUAUGUCGAAUAUUUUUAGAUAAUCAUGACAUGCAACAAAUUUUAAUGAGACUUCCCUGUUUCCUGAAAGGUUACUACACAUAUAGAUUUUGAUUUCUGUGGUUUCCAGAUGCAGAUAAGUAUAGAAACAAUUUUGUUUUCAGACUUUUCCCAUUAUCUCUCCUCUUGUCCUUCCUUCUUUGCUUCUAUCCCCUUUGUUUUUUUCUUAUUUCCUCUUUUUUUUCAUCUUAGUGUCUUAGUUACUUUCUUUUGAACUUAUUUACUUUCCUAUGUUCUUUAUCAAUUCCUCCCUUGUGUCAUUUCUUUCUUUCUGCCUAUCGUUUAGUUUGUUUUAAAUCAUUUAAAAUCUGGUGACCUUUUGUAUUUUCUAUUUAAAAUCAAAAGAACUGGGAAGUCUGGAAAGAUUGGUAUUUUUCAAAAGAAAUAUGUAAGAAUCCUGUAUUUUAAUAAUAACCAUUGAGCUGAAUGGUUUGUCUAGUUGUCAAGUAAGUCAGACUUAACUUUUCUGUGCCCUUCAACAAACUGUACCUUACAUUUUAGGGAAUAUUUUGAGAACGCUCGUUUCUCAUAAGCUUUGCAAUAAUGUGUUGCUGUUGUGCGAUUUACAAAUGCUUUCGAUUUACUCUUUCAAAACAUCUAAUAGAUGCUGUAAACUUUUUAUGCAAUUUAUAAGACUAUUUGCUUAUCGUGAGUAGCACUAUUGUAAUUAUUAUUACUAUAAAUGAUCAUUUAUAGCAUUUAAUUUUAAAAAAGAUGUAGUUUUGAUCAUAUUGUUUACAGAACAAUGUGUAUUUAUGAAUAUCCUAAAAUGAAGGCCAUCUUUUACAUGGACUAUCUAUAACAUUCAGUAAUGAAGGAAUAACCUCAGGUCCUUGCAUUCAGCACUGAAGGUGUAUUAAUAAACAUUUUUAUCUGGAUGCUUCAGGUUUAAAUGUUGCCUGCUUCAGUGCAAUUUGUUAGCGAAGUAAGAGAUUUCAGAUGCUAAAUGUUUUGAUGCUAAAGUUUAAAGAAAUUGGGAGUAUCAUUUCUUUUCUCAUUUAUUCAUAUUUUUGGCCAGUUUAAGACCAAAAUAUGGUCAAAUGAAACAAUUUUCAACAAAUGUUGGCACUAAGACAUUUUAUUUUUCUUUACACAUUUUUGUCUAUUUUUUGUUUUUAAAUUAUUUUGUCUUUAAAAUGAAGAUGGUCUUUUUUUGUGACACUAAAGACGAACUCAGUUUACUUGAGUUUUUAUUUUGUUAUUUUUAUUCUAAUUCUCUCUUCAUUUGAAUUUAUGCCCUUUCCCAACAGUUUUUUGCUGUUUUUAGCUUUGAAUAAUUAUGGUGACAAUACAUUAACCAUCGCUCUGUUCAUGAAAACCUCUUUUUUUUUUUUUUUGCUCAAUAAUACCUCCUUUUGUAUCUAAAUAUGGCUUUAAACCGUUUGCACAGCUAUACAACCUACUUUAAUAAUCUGCCAUCUGUUAAUAAAGAUAUUUUAUCUUUGAAGCUAAAAAAAAAAUACUUACAAAUACUUUGAUCGUUUGCAGAAUCUAUUCUGUAGCAAUACAAUGCAUUUCAGCAAGGUUUUUAAGACUUAUGCCUUUAAUACUGACUUUUGUUUUACCUUUGGUUGUAUUUAUGACAAAGUAAAAAGGAAACGUUAAUACCAGUGAA